AUGAAGCGACUGAUGUACAGGUAUUUCCCGAAUGUAGGUGGGCGCCCCCUACCGACAAGCUAUCGCAGGGCGCUCGUCCAACGCCCACCAAGCAAGUUAACCAUAACUCCAAGUCUUGUCUUGAAAACAACCUCUCUGUGCCCGUUUCAUGGGAUGGAUUUCAUUAACACGGAUAGACCAGAAAUGGUCUUCGUAAGCAUACCGCUUUCUGUUCAAGAAUCGGUAGCGGUUUUAAGGGAGACUACCGAGCUCCAUGAGAAGCGCCUAUCAUCUCUAUGCGAAUUCUGA
This is a messenger RNA of Prunus armeniaca (apricot), 288 nucleotides long. Lineage: Eukaryota; Viridiplantae; Streptophyta; Magnoliopsida; Rosales; Rosaceae. The record is from the annotation of a GenBank genome assembly.